AUAGAGGGGUCGAUCAACUGCACAACCCAUUUUGAAUGCAAAGCAGCUAAUUGAAAAUCGAAUUGCUGGGCGUUAAGACCACCAAUCUGCAAAGUUUGUCUAAGUGUGUUUGAAGCAUCCAUUUUGACACUGCGGACAAUGUAAGUGACUGUUACCGGCUGCAUGUCAACAGAGUGUGUCAGAGUCAGCUCCUCUCUCCCCUCGGACCUAGUCGCUGCUUGAAGUUGCUGCACAGAACCCUCCUUCAACUUGGUCCUUUCGCUGACGGUAGCCUGUACGAUACAAAGUGAGAUUCUGAGGAGGAGAUUUGCGUCCCAGGCCAGCUUCACAGGCCGGGAACAGGGGCUUCGCCGUCUGCUCUUGUCGCAAUGGCGACAGCUGCUUCGAGGUGCGCUACCAGCGCAAGCAGAGGUGCAUUGCUGAGUCCCCAGGCGCCAUGCCAACAGAAGCAAUCGACGACUCAACGUCGUGUCAGCAUCAGGUGCAAUGCAGCUCAGGAGAGAGCGCAGAUGGUCAAACCAGGUGGUGUUGCUACUUCCAGAAGGUCGCUGCUGUCUGUAGGAAUAGCACUUCCGUUCUCUGUGCUCGGGGUGGACAAGGCGCUGGCCUUUGUCGAGGAGGAGGGGAUCACAGAGUCUGAGCGCCAGAGGCGGGAGCUGGUACACGCCAUACAGGAGCGGGCCGCUCGGGAGAAGGCCCAACUGGAGGCAGCGGCGGGAGAAGUCAAGGAAGCAGCAGAAGGGGCAGGGGCCCAGGUAGUGCAGUCUGCUGAGGAUGCAGGCACUGCAGUGAAGACGCAAAUUGAGGAAGCGGCUCCCAAGGUGGAAUCAAAGAUCGAAGAAGUGGCUCCCAAGGUGGAAUCAAAGGUCGAAGAAGUGGCUCCCAAGAUCGAAGAAGUGGCUCCCAAGGUGGAAUCAAAGGUCGAAGAAGUGGCUCCCAAGGUGGAAUCAAAGGUCGAAGAAGUGGCUCCCAAGGUGGAAUCAAAGAUCCAAGAAGUGGCUCCCAAGGUGGAAUCAAAGGUUGAAGAAGUGGCUCCCAAGGUGGAGAAAAUUGCGGAGGCGCCUAAAGCAGCAGCAGCAGCACCAGAGAGCGUGCCGGCGCAGGUAGAGAAGGCAGCGGAGGCUGUCACCACCAAGGUGGAGGCGGCAGCAGAGAGCGUGCGCAGCAAAGUAGAGGAGGUGUUGGCAUCCCCUUCUGCAGCAGAAGCGGGUGGCAGCGCGAGCAAGGUGGAGGCUGCCGCGCCAGAGCUGCCAAAGUACGGGCCUGGCUCUGCAGAACGGAUCAGGGAGGCGAACAUCCGAAGGCCAACAAGCGCUGAGAAGUACUCCGGCAAUCCGGACGAUGUGAACCCGUCGGACCCCAUCUACCAGCGGAUGGACUCCUCCAAGAUGCCUGAUCUGCCCUACCUCUUCCCCAAGGAGAACUAUGGCACACCCUGGGUGCCCCCUGCCGACGCCCCCGCCGACAAAAUCAAGCCCUUCUUUGGACCUUGGGAUAUUGGCCCAGCGCCCGAGAAGGAGAUCACGCGGCCGUUUAGAGAGCUGGAGUUUGAGGAGACAUUAUUCCCUCUGGGCAUGGGCCUGUCGGCCAUUGCUACUGCAGUUGGCUUCUGGGUAUGGAAUCUUGGGAAACCGGAAGUCAACUGGGAUCUCCUUCAAGACCCCACUGGCGUUGUGCAACAAAUGAAAGCCGAAAAGGCAGCCUUUGAUGCCGCGGAGGCUGAGCGCAUUGCAAGGGGUGAACCUGAGGAAGAGUCUGCGGUGCCGGAGGAAAAUAAGCACUGAGACCUGUAUUGUCUUGAACAGGUCCUGGUAUAUAGAUGGGUUGGCGUUGGACUUGGAGCCUUUGCAUUGAUCUGGAGCAAUGUUGGAUUGCCUCCAUUAACUAAAUGCUGCACAUUUCGAGCAGCAAUGUUCCCUCUUGAAGUUGCAAGUUCAGAAAUGGAACCGCGCCUCAUUCAACCACUUCCAUUGGGUGCUUGACGUGUUGACAUUGCCUAUCUCUCUCUUUGGAAUCAUGCAGAAGGGUAAAAGUUACCUUGCC
Messenger RNA from Klebsormidium nitens, 2043 nucleotides. Lineage: Eukaryota; Viridiplantae; Streptophyta; Klebsormidiophyceae; Klebsormidiales; Klebsormidiaceae. The record is from the annotation of a GenBank genome assembly.